This is a messenger RNA of Silurus meridionalis, 3108 nucleotides long. Its product is annotated as protein shisa-8-like. The coding region runs from base 745 to 1842 and encodes 365 amino acids. Gene Ontology annotation, biological process: regulation of short-term neuronal synaptic plasticity; regulation of AMPA receptor activity. The record is from RefSeq and is a predicted model, not a curated record. Gene Ontology annotation, cellular component: AMPA glutamate receptor complex; dendritic spine membrane; postsynaptic density. The transcript has 3 exons. NCBI's taxonomy places the organism in Eukaryota, Metazoa, Chordata, Actinopteri, Siluriformes, Siluridae.
UUACAGUGGGAGGUUUGCUGUGUCAUUUCUCUGCCAUGUUGGUAGCUUUGCAUUUAAGCCACUGGACUCUUGUCUAGAUGGACAUUAGAUCAUAUCCUAGCACUGCUAAUCUGCCACUGGCAAUGCUGUAAAUGUGAGUCUCUAAGGAAUCAGCUUAUUGUUUUUAAUUGAAUAGUUUCUGUCCAUCUUUUGAAAUCAAUGAGCCUAUAAACUGGAGAGUAGAAACUACCUAGAUGUGCUAAUGAAAACUUUUGUGACAUUGGAGUCUACUAUCCUUUGAUUACCAAAGCCUUCUUUAUCCAUUAUUCUUCAUUUAAGUCCACUUUUUCACCAAUCAUGUUUUCUCCUACUUAUAACAAUUGCUAAAUUCAAAUGUUAAUCAUUAAAAUAUACAGAGACUGAAAAAGGUUUUCAGCCUAGACAUAAAGUAACACUUAUCCAUAAAAGGGAACAAAGAGUCAUUAUUUCCAGUAACUAAUAAAUCUCUCACUCUCUCUGUCUCUGUUUCUCUCCAGUGUUGACCCUUGGAUUUAAGUUUUCACUUACCUGCAGUAGCUUCUGUGUACUGGCUCUAUCACUUUUUGUGGGUGUCUAAUUUCGUGGUCUUCCUGUUCUUUAGCAUUACUGCUUGAUCAUGUAAUGAAUAAGAAGACAUUCUUACUGAUUUGAUUGAGACAUUUGAAAUAACUAUUUUCCGCUACUAAGUCUGCCCACUUAUGAUUCAGUUCAUUUUUUUCUGAAAAGAUGAAGAUGACAUUCUACAUUAUUUUAAAUCUCAUCCUGCUCCAAACCCUCACGUCAUCUUCUGAUUCAGCCAAUCAGACUGAAUUGACUAUCACAAAAGAAGAGGAAGUGGUGGAGUCAUCGGGCAGCCGUUGUUGGGGUUACUAUGAUGUGAUGGGCCAAUGGGACCCACCCUUUAACUGCAACGUUGGUAUGUACAUUUUUUGCUGUGGCUCAUGUUAUUAUCGCUUCUGCUGCCAGUUCAAAGGUCACAGUCUUGAACAGACUAGCUGCUCCAAUUAUGACACACCUGCCUGGGCCAAUACAGGGAAACCUGCCAGUGGCAAUGAUGCCAGCAAUGCUAAUGCCAAAACAAAUGCUAACACUAACAAUGUACCCAAGCCAGACCAGAUGCACAUGAUUGUAUAUGUGAUCUGCGGCGUAGUGGCCAUCAUGAUGCUCGGAGGAAUCGGUGCCAAACUGGUUCUGGAGAGGAGCCGCAGAGGAACUGGGGAUACCAGCAACACAAGAACCUUGACAGAUAGGCUGAAGCUGCCAGGUGAGGCAGAAUGCAUGGUCAGAGGGGCAGGGCAUCACCCAGUCAGAACUAAUGGAAUGCCUGGGCACCAGAGGACUAAUAAUGACAGUACAACAGCCAGAGACUACUAUAGGAGUUUCCCACUGAUGGACCGCACAAACCGCCAAUCAUCACCUACGACUUUCUACCCCAUUGCUUUUCAGUCCAAUGAAAAGCCUUUCCUCCUUCCACCAGAGAUCCACAUUCCUGUCACUAACAACAUGACACCCUCCCAGAAGUCUAAGAUUUCCAACACCCAUCCCCUGACCUCCAUCUCAGCCUUUCCUGCAUGGGAACCCAGUAAGAGUACUGCUAGUACUACUACCCAGAGUACUGCUCAGUAUGUCUCUCUCACUGUUCAACCACAGCGAUCAAUGUCCCAGCCCAACAGUCAUGGCCACACCUACUUAAACAAGCUCCAGUUUAGAACAGAGACCCUGCCAGAAGCAUUCUAUCCACCACUGGGGUACGGACGUUCCCCUCAGGUUCUUCCCAAACACAAAGGACUUUACACAAACAGCAAGACAGAAGUGACCGUGUGAAAAACAGAGCAAGGGACAGAGGAAAAAGAUUAGAGGAAUGUGAAAGAGUAAGAGAAAUGACAAACUGAGCUUUGUAUAAUAGCUUGGAAAAGAGUUUCAUAAGAUGCAAUACAAUAACUAUUUUCCCUCAAUGCAAAAUAAGCAGAGGAAUUAUUUUGGUAUUUUUUGCUAUUUCUUGUUUGUUAUGAAGAGCAUUAAAAGAAGAAGUAUAGUCUUUAUUUGUCACAUAUACAUUACAGCCCAGUGAAAUUCUUUUCUUCGCAUAUCCCAACUUGUUAGGAAGCUGGGGUCAGCCAUGAUACCGUACCCCUGGAGCACAAAGGCUUAAGGGACCCAAGGGCCCAAGAGUGGCAGCUUGGCGAUACUGGGCUUCACUCCCCCCAUUAGAAUACAAAUAGGAUGAAUCAUGCUCAGAGAAAGUUUAUUCUUGGUCACAUCUGGGCAUUCUUUCUUAAUUUAUUUUUACAUUUCCACCAUGUCAAUCACUUGACCAAUCCAGUAAAUGAAACAAUUCUAAACAUAGUGGAAAGGCAGUGCAAUGUCAGACAUUUCCACAGAAAUAUGCAUGGAACUGUGCUGCCAACUCAAAUUAACUUCCAACUAACACUCAUAUGAGCAGAUCUGGAGUGAUAAUAAACAGUAAACACUUACACGUCAUUUUAGCGCAGACAUAGAUGGAGUUCAACUGCGGAUAAACUACACAUCAUCAGUGGUGAAUUGGAUUUGGAGUGUGAACAGCAACUAAAAUUAGAAAACAGUCUCUUCUGGAGUUCAGGACUGAGUGGGAUAAAGUAUUGACUGGAUAAUAUUUGUCCACAGAAAGUAUUUGAAUUCAGACUGCUGCUGCAAAAAAAUUAAAUCUUAAACAGGUAUUUUAUAAAAAAUAAACCAGAACAUUUACCGCACUCAGUACUAACAAAGAAAAUAAUCUAGAAGUGUAAUUAACCCUAACCCUAGUUACAUAAUUUUUUUUAGUACAUUUGGAUUCUGACCAUUUUCUCAAUUGGUCUCAGGUGUAACAUGGUGUGAACCUUACUCAAGCUGUUCCUUUUAUCAAAAUGUUUAGGACAAAACAUGAUCACCUGUGAAAGUCACAGGUAAUAAAAGGUCAUGAUCUCAUAUGUUUGAGAAUCAUUAGUAACAGCUGUCACCCGAGAACAGCAUCAGAAGAGGUCAGGAUAGAAAACAUUGUCUCAAAUUCUUUGUUACUGAUAUAGAUUCAGUACCGCUAGAUCUUGGGUUAGGGUUAGCAACGAUCCUCCAUUU